AUGAAGAAGAGUUUGAAAGCUCUAAAAGCUUUGAGGCCCCUUGCGCUUGUUCGGGUACUCUCAAGUUUGCACACAGAGACUGUGUACAGAGAUGGUGCUAUGAAAAGGGCAAUACAACUUGUGAAAUUUGCUUACAGGGAAAGUUUGGGAGUGACAAGAGAUGAACAAGAGCAAGAAAAUAUAGGACAAGUUUUUGAAACAGAGGAUUAUGAGUCUGAAUGUGCAUAUGAAGCGAAUAAAAGUGCUUCUUGUUGUAGGCUGGUGGCAUUAAUAAUAACUGCUCUACUUCUCACCAGACAUUUGUUUGGAGUUGUUAUAGGAGAAGAGACUUACCCUUUUUCACUUCUUACUGUGAUUAUAGUAAAGUCUAGUGGCAUUAUCCUUCCAAUGUACAUACUGACUAGGAUUUCAGCUGCAAUUCAUAACAGCAUCAGGCAUCACCAACAGAUUUAUGGCAUGGAGUUCGAAAAUGAAUAUGGAGACGAACAGCGGCAAAAUAACGUGUUACGAGCCUGAUCUGUGCAUUCUGAUCUGUGCAUUUCUCUUUGUAUUUCUCUUUCACUUCACAAUAACAGAUGGAAAAUGUAGAAAAUUUCACAGCUAAUAAAUGUAAUGAAAAGAAAAAAAAAAACAAGAGAAAUUAGUUUGCUUGCAAUUGAAGUUGAAACACGAGAAGAAAUGCCACUCACAAAUCAAUUCAUGCUCUGUAAUAAAACAUCAAAUGCAACUAGAUUCUUGUAGUCCAAGUCAGUUAGAUAUGGAGAUAUAGUGUCAGCAUCAAUUGGUGACCACUUUUUACCAACAUAAAAAAAUAAAAUAAAAUAAAAUUAA
This is a messenger RNA of Striga asiatica, 831 nucleotides long. Lineage: Eukaryota; Viridiplantae; Streptophyta; Magnoliopsida; Lamiales; Orobanchaceae. The record is from the annotation of a GenBank genome assembly.